Messenger RNA from Haemonchus placei, 837 nucleotides. The record is from the annotation of a GenBank genome assembly. NCBI's taxonomy places the organism in Eukaryota, Metazoa, Nematoda, Chromadorea, Rhabditida, Trichostrongylidae.
AUGACCUCUUGCCAGGAAUGUUUCGAUCUUGGAUCUGUGGUAUCGCCAUGUGCCUACUACAAAGCACUUCAUGAAGUACGUGCUUUGUUCGCAUUCGCCUCUCGAAUCGGUCUUGAAUUGGACACUGUAAAUCUCGGUGGUGGAUUCCCAGCUAGUAAAUUGGACAAGGAACAACGAUUCCCAGAGAUGUGCGAAGUGAUCAAUGCCGGUCUCGAUCAGCUAUUUUCAUGCAGAGAAUUUCCAACAUUGAAAGUGAUCGCAACACCUGGAAGAUACUUUGCUGCAGCUGCGUUUGUUCUAUGCACUAAUGUGAUUGGAAAGCAGGCACUGGAAGCACGGUACAUCACGAAAGACGAUUUCGACGAUGGUGUAGGAUUCGUCUAUCAAACGAAUGACAGUGUCUAUGGAUCGUUUGGAUGUCUGCUAAUGAAUUCGCAACCAUUAUGCACUCCUUUAGAUGAAAUUGCCGAUGCACCUCAGCAUUUUGGAACUGUGCUUGGAGCGUCGCUUCAACCAGGCGACGUCGCCCAAUCGCUAAUUCGUUGUCGCCAACUAUGCGUGGGCGACUGGCUGCUCUGGAGAGAUGCUGGAGCCUAUACAAUGCCUCUUGAUGGAGAACAUGCGCUACCACCAGUUUACUAUUACGCCGGCAUUGAUGAGUGGGAACGUAUAAUUGGUGCGAAUAAGGCGAAUGGCGCCUAUAACAACGAUGGCGCUAUGAUGAGCUCGGAUGCAAUGGAGACGGCAUCUGAUGGAGCAAGUGAUGUGGAGAGUCUCGACGACGACGGCGAAGACUUAACCGCAUGUUUUGAUCGAGUCUUCUUCUACUCACAAUGA